UUCACAUUUGGAUGCAGCUUUUUGCUUCUGGUCAACACUGUGGAGGAAAACUAAACUGGCAAUUUCUAGAAGAAAUUAACUCAGAUGGUCUGAGUGUCAAAAAGAAGACCUUUUGAAGAUGGACCCUGACAGUUCCAUCGCCAGGAUGGAGAGGACUCUCUGGACAGUUUGGUGUUACAUAACUGGAGCUGUGAACCGAUUCCUCAGGCCAGAGCCCGCUAACAUCGUCACCAGUGACCCUAACUCCUUCCAGGAAUCUGCAGGUAACAGUGAGCCUGCUGACAGUCGUCACACAGAGGGCGAUGCUAGCGGACAGGAAGUCGAUGAGGAACAAGCUCUUGCAACAGCCUCUCUGCUUAGUUCACCUCACCCAGUUGUUUCCUGGGAACUUUGCACCACAGAUAUCAGCUUAGGCCCUGAUGAAGACGGCACACAAUACAAACCCCAGCUGGGUGGAACCAGUGAGCGAGAAAUAUGUGAGGAAGGUGAGGGCACGAGAGAGGAAGAACAGUUCGGCCAGACAGGAGAGGAUGAUGCAGGGCUGGUCAUCACUAAGGAUGCAACAGCAAUAGAAGACAAAGAAAAGGAAAACAAAGAUCACAAAUUAUACACUCACCAACAAGGUGAGGAACCUGAUGAAGAACAUGUGAAGGUGAUGCCGCUAAUUCUUACAGAUCAUGCAAGUGAAGGCACGGAUGGAAGUGGAGGAAAGGCUGGUGCCAAGGAAGAAACUCAAGGGGAGGCAGAAAACAGUACUGUAAAAUUGUCUCCCAUCACAGUUUUGACUCUAGAAGAGGAGGAUAACAUGCACAUAGAAGAAGCAAGUGUGCAAUGGAAUAAGGUGGAUACAGUGAUGAUACAUGAAGAAGUAGAAAACUGUGAUGUUGUGUUACAGCUGGAAAACAAGAUUGAUGAGGCAGCAAAACCAGUUGAAAAUCAGGUCUCAGUCUGUGAAGAGUUGUCAGAUAAUGACCAAGAUGUCAAAGGAGACCCAGACUUUACUUUGCUGCAAUUACAAAUGGCCUCUGACAAAAAGGACAUUGUGUCAGAGGAUGAUGAAGAAGAGUAUGUGAUGGCUCAAAGAAGUGAAAGUGAUGAAGAUGAGGAUGAAAGAGAGGAGGAGGGAGAUGAGAGCACACUGGAUGAGAUGGAGCAGGGUGAGGACAAAAAUGUGUAUGAGGCUUCAAACAACCAGACAAUAGAUGAGGAGCCAGAGCAUGAAGAGCAGAUCAACACUGUCACAGAGGACAAUCAACAAGAAGACAUUCUAACUGAACAUAUUGUAUGCUGCCAAGCAGUUGUGCAGAAUGCUGAGACAGAGCUACACACAGCUGAAGAACAAGAGGAUGUGGCUAAGGCCACCAAAGUGCAAACCAGCACAAGACUGACAGAUUAUGUCAAAGAUACAGCGAUCAAUGAUAAUUCUUACUUAACAUCAGACAUUUCAGAAAAUGAAAGUUGUUUAAAUAAAGAUCCUGUGGUAGAUGAAAUGCUCUCACGGGAAGAAGACAAUAAAAGUUACAUGGAAAUAGCAUGUACAACCCCAUCUGUUACAGUAAAACCUGAAGGUGAGACUAGACAGGAAGUAAGUGCAGAGCUUAAAAAUAUUCCUUCAGGGAAAUGUGAAGGCCAGACUGUUGUAUCGCAGGAGCUAAAUUCUCCAACAUGUGAGGAAACACAAGAGGGAGUUCCUGAAUACAACAAUGAACUCAGGCCAGACAAAAAUACAACACAAAGGUUCCUGAAAAUAGGAGAUGGCGAGGAAAUCCAAAAGACGCAAUUACCAGAAGAGGUGGAGACCAUAGACCCAGAGAGCCUUCAAAACAGUGACUGUAGCACUGGAGCUGAGUACAAGGAACAAGAAGGCACUGAAGAUAUUAAUAAAGAACAAGUUGGAGUAUUGAUCUUUACAGAUACUGAACUGCCGCAAGAAAAAGACAAAACAUUUUUUGAACCCCUGACUCAAGAAUCGGGACUCUUGUUUGAAGAAGAGGGAGGAACAUUGCUAGUUUGCUCAAUGAAGACAGAGAUCGAACAUUCAGAGAAGGAAUUUGACACAUACACUGGCUUAGCAGGUGAGACGGUUAAGAGAAGCAAAGAGCUGCAGGAUGGGACUAAAGUUGAAUUUGGAAUAGAUGAAGGGUUAGGUGACUCUGAAGAUGCUGCUGGAGAAGGCCAUCUGACAACAGGAAGUGUAGCAGCAGAGGACACGGUCAGAUUCACUCAUGAAACUGUAACAUCCGUUGAAGCUGAAGUAGAGAAGAUGACAGAGACAAGCUUCUUUCAACAACCAAUAGAUGCCAUAAACUCAGACCAAAACAGCAACAUGUCCCCUAGUUCUCCAGAAGACUUAACUGAAUCUGGAUUCUUGAAACAGUCAACUGAGACUGAGCCAGGAGUACUUGAAGAUUGUACAGUAGACAUUCAAGAAGCUGUGUUAGAUAUGGAAGAAACAAGUUAUGGAGUUAAGGAGGCGGCAGAAGAUGAAAUGCAGAAUAAAAAUGAUAUAGAGAUUUUAAAUCAGCAGCUGGUGGAAAUUGUAGUUGAGCCAAUCAAAGAAUCAGACAAAAAUCCACUUACUUCUGAAUCUGAAUUAUCUUUACCAGUUGAAUCACUGGAGACAAGAAAUCAAAUAUUAGAUGAGGCAUUUGAGAUAAGCAAUGAGGAGAUGUUAAUAGGCACUGAAGCAGCUGAUAGGUUAAUGGCAGCUGAGUCCAAAUCAGAAGAUCUGACUGUGGUAUCAUCAGAUGAACUUGUGACAGACUCAGAGGGACGUUAUGCUGAAGAAACAAGUAGGUCAACCAGUGGACCUCACAAUGUGAUAGAUGAAGAAAUCCUUGACUUGUGGAUACAGACAGCAUUGUCAGAGAACACUGAUGGCAUGAAACAACAGGAUGAGCCUGAGCCUGGACAACAAACAAGCACCAAAAUAGAGCCAUCAAAUGAGGAACAGGCUGAAAUAUCAUCAGUGCAGACAGAGACGAAGACAGAGCAACUUGUGGAGUCAUAUUCAGGACAAUCUGGAUUAGUGAAUGACACGGAAAUGGCUUCUUCAACAGUGGAGUCUGGAUUUUUUGAUCAGAAUCUCUGUGAAUGGGGCAUACAAAACACUGAAACUCAGCUACUGAAAUCAACUAGCACUGAGUUAUUUCAGGGAAUGUAUGACAUGAGUGCUAGUGUGUCAGAAUCAGGAGACACUUCUGAAUUGUCCACACAACAAUUUAAGGCUGAGUCUCAGGAUAUGUUGAUGGAAGAAGCCACUGAAGCAGGACAGCCAAAUCUGAAAGAGGAGGAAUCAGUUAUUGAGACAGGUUCACACCCUGAUUCAGGAGAUUCAUCAGACGCUAGGUGUCAAAAUCAGGGAUCAGAUAAAUCACAAGAAAAGACAGAUGAACAAGUUGAAUCAGAGGAGACUCACACUGGAUCACAGGGAGAUGCUGAAGGAGCAGAUGCCGAGUCACCCACAAAAAUGAGCACACUUUUCAAAGUCGAAGAUGAAGAUGAGCUUCUAGAGAUAACUGUGGCCGAGUCUCUGGGCGAAGCAAAACACACAAAAUCCAGUCGAUCCACAAGCGGCUCAGAGGCUUCAUUGGAGAAAGGAAUCAUAUCAGCAGAAUGUGAAUCACAAAUUGGCACCUGGACUGAAUCUGACAAUCUGACAGAUAAACCACAGCCUGGAUGGUCAGAAGAUAUUGCUGAGCUUAAUAGGGUGGAGGUGGUAGAACAGAUGAUGGCAAAGUAUGAGGAUCAGCCUCAGGUGGACACCGCAGCACUGGACUUUACUGCUCAGAGGUCAAGAAUUUCUCUUAAAAACCCUCAUGUGAGGCCACCCAAAGAUCCUCGCGCCCUGCUACAUAUGCCCUCAGUGGAGCCCACACCGUCUUCACAUCUGCCAGUUAAAGUCGCUGUAGGUGUGCCCCUGGCAGGCUUGGGCAUUGGAAUAAAACUGCCUGGGUUUGGUGCAGGUUUCCCUGUUUUAAAAAAGACAGAACAUGUGAAAAGAGAAGAAAAUAGCCUAGAAACCGUCUCACAGCAGAAACCUGAGACAAAGACAGAGGACAAGAAUGAUACUCCCAAACAAGACGAGGCACAACCCAAACCUAAAUGGAUGCCACCGAGACAUCCAGGAUUCGGAAACCCACUUAUGUCUGAGUUGAAAACCAAACUGAAGAAAACCACAAAAGAGUGAGAACAUUGUAGUAAUGCUUUUUGUGAAUAUCUGAAUAUAAUACACAUGGCUUUAUUUUUUGUGUAUUUAUCAAACUGAAUACAGUGAAUAGAUGUGUAUCAUGUCAAUUAUUUGUUUUAUCUUUAAUUCUUGUAAUAAAGCUGCAGUGAAG
This is a messenger RNA of Monopterus albus (swamp eel), 4340 nucleotides long. RefSeq names its product probable serine/threonine-protein kinase kinX. Bases 119 to 4189 code for a protein of 1356 amino acids. The transcript is spliced from 6 exons. The record is from RefSeq and is a predicted model, not a curated record. NCBI's taxonomy places the organism in Eukaryota, Metazoa, Chordata, Actinopteri, Synbranchiformes, Synbranchidae.